CAUAAUAAUUAUUAUAUAUGUAUAUAUAUAUAUUUUAAUAUUAAUACAAGUGUAAUAUUACGUGCGAGUAUUAUUAUUAAAUUCAAGAAAUCGCAGUGAUAUUACGGAAUAUUAAAAUGAAGUGUCAUUAUGAAGUGUUGGGUGUUUCAAGAAAUGUCACCGAUGAUGAACUAAAAAAAGCUUACAGAAAAUUAGCACUUAAAUGGCAUCCAGAUAAAAACUUAGAUGCUCCAGAAGAAGCUAAAGAACAAUUUCAAUUAGUUCAACAAGCAUGGGAGGUACUAAGUGAUUCUCAUGAACGUGCAUGGUAUGAUAAGCAUAGAGAAGCUAUCUUGAAAGGUGGUAUGAGAGAAGACUAUAAAGAUGAUUCAAUUGAUUUAUUUCAAUAUUUUUCAACUAGCUGUUUCCAAGGUUAUAAUGAUGAUGAAAAAGGUUUUUAUACCGUCUAUAGAACAGCUUUUGAGAAAUUAACAUCAGAGGAUGCUGAAUUUGCUACAGAAGGUGAUUCGGAAGAAGAAGUACCUAAUUUUGGAAAUUCUCAGAGUUCUUAUGAAGAUGUCGUUCAUCCAUUUUAUGCCUAUUGGCAAAGCUACAGUACAAAAAGAUCAUUUGCUUGGUUAGAUCUCCAUGAUAUUCGACAUGCACCUAAUAGGAGAAUACUUAGACUUAUUGAGAAAGAAAAUAAAAAAAUUCGCGAUAAAGCAAAACGAGAAAGAAACGAGCAAGUUAGAAAUUUGGUUGCAUUUAUAAGAAAACGUGAUAAAAGAGUUCAAGCACAUGCUGCAUUGCUUGCCGAACGUGUCAAGGAAAAUUUAAGAAAGACAGAAGAGCACAAAAGAAUGCAAUUAUUAGAAAGACAAAAACAGUUAAAAGAACAUACCGUAUCCGACUGGUCCAGAUUUUCAAACGUUGAAGCAGAACUUAAAAAUAUUGAAGCAAAUCUUGCUGCUGAAUUUGGAGAAGAGUUAUCUUCCGACAAAGAUUCGGAAAAUGAAAAUAACACGGAUGAUAACACUCUUUAUUGCGUUGCCUGCAAUAAAAUUUUUAAAACCCAUAAAGCUUUUGCAAAUCAUGAGAAUUCAAAGAAACAUAAAGAAAAUAUUGGUAUUAUGAGACAAUCUAUGAUACAGGAUGAUCAAAAUAUUCAAGAAAAUACAGAUGAAAGUGAUACAAGCUCGGAGUCAAUGUCCACUAUAACAACUUCUUAUAAUACUCCAGGAGACGAAGUAAAGCUGGCAACUGAUCCACAAUUAUCUGAUUUUUUAUUAAAUCCUAAUAUAAGUAACACUACUAGCUAUGAUAAUGAACAUGAGAUAUCUGAGGGUGAAUUAACAUCUGACGAAGAAGAAAAAUCUCGAACUCCUCCAAAUGCUUGGGCAAAAAAAUCUAAUCCAGAAGAUAUUAUUACUUUGGCCACUGGACCACAAUUGUUUGAUGAACCAAUAAUGGUAAAGAAAGAGAAUGAAGAGGAAAACAUAACUUCUGAGGAUGAAUUAAUGUCGGAUCAAGAUGAAGAAGAAAUCAUGGUACAGACUAAGCAAAAGAAAAAGAAAAAAAAGAGAAGGAAUAUACAAAAUCUAGAACAUGAUAGCGAUGAGGAGGACAAUAGCAUGGAUGAACACAUAUGGCUGUCAAAAAAGCAACGUAAAAAGCAACAACAGAGAAAAGUUGCUUUAAGUAGAAUUGCUAUGAAUAAUAAAGAAUUACCUAAGAUAAUAUGUCCAGAAACAGAAGGACAAAAUUGCAGUGGUGAAACCAAUGAGUCUGAUUUACAAAAUCUUGAAAAUAAAAAGACACAAAUGACUUUUGAAAGUACUGAUAAUGUGAUAAAACAAGCACAAAUUUCCUGCGAAAAAAAUAAAAAUAAUAAAACAAAGGACGUAAAAAAAAUAUGCAAUAAAAUAGAAAAUGACAACAAAUGUAAAAAUAAGAAAGAUAGAAUAGUUGAUGUUCAGGAUUUAGCACAUUUUUGUGUUUCCUGCAGGGCUGAAUUUCCUAGUAAAAACAAGUUAUUUGAACAUUUAAAGAAAACAGGACAUUCGGUAUAUAUACCAGAUGCACUGAAAAAUAAGAAAAAUCAAGAACAUGUUUCUAAAUCAAAAAGAAACUCGGACAAAAGAAAUCAUUAAGCUUAUAGUUGUUGUUAUAUAUAGUAAAUUAAUAAAUUGUAGGAGAAUUUAUUGUAUUAAGUCAUAAAAAUAUAAACCUUAUUAGAAAUAAAAAUAAAUUCAUUGCCCAUA
Molecule: messenger RNA, 2240 nt
Organism: Vespa mandarinia (Asian giant hornet)
Lineage: Eukaryota; Metazoa; Arthropoda; Insecta; Hymenoptera; Vespidae
Product: dnaJ homolog subfamily C member 21
Cellular component (GO): cytoplasm
Molecular function (GO): nucleic acid binding; zinc ion binding
Source: RefSeq, a predicted model, not a curated record